Messenger RNA from Acipenser ruthenus (sterlet), 8328 nucleotides. It is a transcript of the gene gbf1, whose product is annotated as golgi brefeldin A resistant guanine nucleotide exchange factor 1. NCBI's taxonomy places the organism in Eukaryota, Metazoa, Chordata, Actinopteri, Acipenseriformes, Acipenseridae. The transcript is spliced from 41 exons. Gene Ontology annotation, molecular function: guanyl-nucleotide exchange factor activity. Gene Ontology annotation, biological process: regulation of ARF protein signal transduction. Bases 490 to 6054 code for a protein of 1854 amino acids. The record is from RefSeq and is a predicted model, not a curated record.
CCACCAAUGUACGUCCCAGCUUUACCCAACGUACUCUUUAUUGACAACCACUUACUCUCCGCUGACCAUUCCAUAAUUUGCCUUUUUUUUUUUUUUUUUUACUCAUUUUCAAAGCUAGUAUUUUACGACCCGCGGUCUCUUCCUUCAGUGCGAUUGGCUGUCAAGGCUGUCUGUCAGGACGGUCUCCAGGCAGCAGUUUAGUAGACUCUAUCCUGUGUUACCACGUCAUUGGUUUACCAAGUGCAGCAGGCGAGCCGGCUAGUAGAGUUAAAUAUCUAAUCUUAAAACUUACUGCCUUCAAACGAGCGAUUUGGUGUUUUUCCCACUUAUCUAGUUUCUUGAAAUGUGAACGUUUUUAGCUGAUUAAAUGUUUUAGAGCAUUUUGUUUUGCGUAUGCGGUAAUUUAAACAUUUAUUGUCAUAUUGCUGAGUAAAUCAGCUGAAAUUGACCAGGCCGCCAUUUUGGAUUUGGAUCCAUACAGGCUUCACCAUGGUGGACAAGAAUAUUUAUAUUGUUCAAGGGGAGAUUUGUACUGUUGUGAGUGCCAUUAAAAGAAACUCGAGAUGGAGCACCCAUACUCCCUUGGAUGAAGAACAAGAUCCACUGCUGAACAGUUUUAGCCACCUGAAGGAAGCACUCAACAAUAUUAAAGAGCUUCCUGAAAUGGAGCCCAACGUGUUCCUGCGGCCCUUUCUGGAGGUGAUCCGAAGUGAAGACACUACAGGACCCAUCACCGGCCUUGCUCUGACCUCGGUCAACAAGUUCCUGUCACACGGACUCAUAGACUCCAGUCACGAUGGUGCAGCAGAGGGGAUUGAAAGCAUGGCUGAUGCUGUCACUCAUGCUCGUUUUGUGGGGACAGACCCAGCCAGUGAUGAGGUUGUCCUCAUGAAAAUCUUGCAGGUAUUGAGAACCCUGCUUCUCACUCCUGUGGGAGCCCACCUCACCAAUGAAUCUGUCUGUGAGAUUAUGCAGUCCUGCUUCCGGAUAUGCUUUGAAAUGAGGCUCAGUGACUUAUUGAGGAAAUCUGCAGAGCACACUCUGGUAGACAUGGUGCAGCUGCUUUUCUCGAGGUUGCCACAGUUCAAAGAGGAAGGCAAAAGCUUUGUUGGAACCAAUAUGAAGAAGGCUUACAAUAUCUUGUGGAAAAACAAACGAGUGCAGUUGAAGAUGAGGGCCGGUGGGAUGAGCGACUCCUCUAAGUGGAAAAAGCAGAAGCGCUCCCCCCGCCCCACUCGACACGGAUCCCACACCGGCUCGAUCUCUGGGGAGCAGCUGGGCCAGAACAUGGGCAGCAACAACCUGUCGGGUGCAGUCCCCUUCAUUGAACAGUCCACUCCAGGCAUGUACACGUUCCACCCCAGCUCUGACAGCGGCCCCUCUUCCAUCUCCAGCCCCACCACUGACAGUGGCCUGGAGAUCUCUUCCAAGACCACCUCCAAGGAGGACCUGACAGACCUGGACCAGGGGAGCUCCACAGGCACCACCCCGGCCACCAGCCCCUCCGGGGAGCAGGGCAGCAGCAAGAGGAGUGAGACAUGCCAGCCAGAGGCUCAGAAUGAAGGUCCCAGGGUUGAGAGAACCCAGUCUGCCUCGGUGGAGUCCAUUCCUGAGGUGCUGGAGGACCGAGACUCACUGGCCGAUCAGUCGGAUGCUGCCUCAGUACACGACAUGGACUAUGUGAAUCCACGGGGAGUGAGGUUUACCCAGUCCACUCAGAAGGAAGGUGCUGCCCUGGUUCCGUAUGGCCUUCCCUGUAUCCGGGAGCUGUUCCGUUUCCUCAUCUCUCUCACCAACCCUCAUGACCGGCACAACUCUGAGGUGAUGAUCCACAUGGGACUGCAGCUGCUGACUGUGGGUCUGGAAUCCGCUCAGAUCUCCAACUACCAGUCCCUCCUCGGCCUGGUCAAGGAUGAGCUCUGCCGGCACCUCUUCCAGCUUCUGAGUGUGGAGCGUCUAAAUCUUUAUGCAGCUUCCCUCAGGGUGUGGUUCCUCUUACUGGAAAGCAUGAGAGGACAUCUAAAGUUUCAGCUUGAGUUGUAUUUAAAAAAACUGAUGGACAUAAUCCCCUCUGAAAAUCCCAAGCUGCCUUAUGAAAUGAAGGAGAUGGCCCUGGAGGCCCUAGUGCAGCUCUGGAGGAUCCCUGGCUUCGUCACUGAGCUCUACAUCAACUACGACUGUGACUACUACUGCUCCAGCAUGUUCCAGGAGCUCACCAAGCUGCUGUCCAAGAAUGCAUUUCCAGUCUCCGGGCAGCUCUACACCACCCAUCUUCUGUCACUAGAAGCUUUGUUAACUGUGAUUGACAGCACUGAGGCGCAUUGCCAGGCUAAAGUCUUGAACAACACAGUCCAGCAGGAGAAAACAGACACGGCCAAAUCUGCCAUGGAUAGUACUGCAAGCAGCACAGACAGGUCCAAUGGUAGUGAAGGGAUGUCGGGUGGUGGCAAGGUGCAGGGGGUUUCAGGAGCAGCGAUGCUGGCACCUCAGCCUCCCACCAGUGGGCACCUAAUGGCUGAUAAAAUGAAGCUGGGAAGACAGAGUCAAGAAGACGGUGAUUCAGCUGAGAAAAAGGCUCCUAAGAAACCCCACCGGUUCUCAUCCUGCUUACCGGACGCUCAGGAGCUUUCAGACAUCAAAAACAAAAAGAAGCUCUUGAUUGCAGGCACAGAGCAGUUCAACCAGAAGCCUAAGAAAGGGAUCCAGUUCCUUCAGGAGAAAGGACUGCUCAGCAGCCCCAUGGACAACAAUGAGGUGGCUCGGUGGCUGCGAGAGAACCCCCGUCUGGAUAAGAAAAUGAUCGGAGAGUUUGUGAGCGACCGCAAAAACAUGGAGCUUCUGGACAGCUUUGUCGGGACCUUCAUGUUCCAAGGCCUAAGAAUCGAUGAAGCCUUGCGCUUGUAUCUAGAAGCCUUCAGGCUCCCUGGGGAAGCCCCUGUCAUCCAAAGGCUGCUUGAAACCUUUACUGACAACUGGCAUAAAGUGAAUGGAUCUCCUUUUGAAACCAACGACGCCGGGUUUGCUCUGGCCUACGCUGUGAUCAUGCUCAACACUGACCAGCACAACCACAAUGUGCGCAAGCAGAGUGUGCCAAUGACACUGGAGCAAUUUAAAAAGAACCUGAAGGGUGUUAACGGGACGAAAGACUUUGAUCAGGAUAUGUUGGAAGACAUCUACAAUGCCAUCAAGACUGACGAGAUUGUGAUGCCAGAGGAACAGACCGGCCUGGUGAAGGAAAAUUACAUGUGGAGUGUGCUGCUGCACCGUGGAGCCAACUCCGAGGGGGACUUCCUCCACCUGCCGGCAGGCAGCUAUGACCACGACCUGUUCACCAUGACCUGGGGCCCCACCAUUGCUGCGCUCUCCUACGUCUUCGACAAGAGCAUGGACGAGACCAUCAUCCAGAAAGCAAUCUCUGGGUUCAGGAAAUGCGCGAUGAUCUCUGCCCACUACGGAAUGAGUGACGUGUUUGACAAUUUAAUAAUUUCCCUCUGCAAGUUUACGACACUCAGCAGUGAGUCUGUUGAGACCCUGCCCACUGUCUUUGGAAGCAACGCCAAGGCUCAGGUUGCUGCCAAGGCCAUGUUUAAUUUGUCCCAUCGCCAUGGCGACAUCUUGCGGGAAGGCUGGAAGAACAUCAUGGACUCCAUGCUGCAGCUGUUCCGUGCUGAGCUGCUCCCUAAAGCCAUGGUAGAGGUUGAGGACUUUGUGGAACCCAAUGGAAAAAUCUCACUGCAGCGUGAAGAAACUCCUUCAAAUCGAGGUGAGUCUGCAGUGUUGAGUUUUGUGAGCUGGCUCACUCUGAGUGGUACUGAGCAGUCUGGACAAAGGGGCCCGUCCACUGAGAACCAGGAGGCGAAACAAGCAGCUGUCGACUGUAUAAAGCAUUGUGAUCCUGAGAAACUGAUAACAGAGAGUAAAUUCCUUCAGCUGGAAUCACUACAGGAACUAAUGAAGGCACUGAUCUCUGUGACCCCGGAUGAGGAAACCUACGAUGAGGAGGAUGCUGCUUUCUGUCUGGAGAUGCUGCUCCGAAUUGUGCUGGAGAACAGGGACCGUGUUUCCUGUGUGUGGCAGACGGUCCGGGAUCACCUGUGUCAUCUGUGCGUCCACGCCACCGAGAACUGCUUCCUCGUGGAGCGGGCUGUGGUGGGGCUGCUGAGGCUGGCAAUACGCCUGCUGCGAAGGGAAGACAUCAGCUCACAGGUCCUCCUCUCCCUCAGGCUGCUGCUCAUGAUGAAGCCGAACGUCUUGUCCCGAGUAAGCAGGGAUGUUUCCUACGGGCUCCAUGAACUCCUGAAGACCAACGCGGCCAACAUCCACUCCAGUGAUGACUGGUACACCCUCUUCUCCCUGCUAGAGUGCAUUGGGGCCGGCGUGAAACCCCCGCCCUCCCUGCAAGCCACCACAGGACCAGAUAAUGACACAGGUGCUCAGUCAGACAGUGAGCUCUCCUCCUCCCACCCCAGUCAGGUCAGCCUGGACCGGGGCUACACCUCAGACUCUGAGAUCUACGCGGAGCACGGGAAGCAGUCCAGGAUGCACCGCUCCGUCACUGAUGUGGACGUGGCUAGCAGCGGCUGGUUAGUGGUUGGAAGGGAUGAUAUCGACUGCAGCAAGCCCAGCACUGCUCCCAUUAACCAGUACAGCCUGACUCUGGGGCAGGACCUGGGGCUGCACGACACCAAGUCCCUCAUCAAGUGCGUCGAGUCCCUGUCCUUCAUCGUGAGGGACGCUGCACACGUCACACCGGAGAACUUCCAGCUGUGCGUCAGAACCAUCCGCGUCUUUGUAGAGGCCAGCCUCAAUGGAGGCUAUAAAGCCCAUGAAAAGAGAUCCAAGAGCCACAAGCAUGAGCCGAAGUCGACGCGGUUCCGGCGGAAGCCGAGGGAGAAGGAAGGGGGGCCUGUUCGGAGGGCGAAGGUGUCGAGCCAGCGGCUAUCACACUCACACAGUGACGAUGAGGAGGACGAGGGUGUCCCUGCCAGCUACCACACGGUGUCAUUACAGGUUAGUCAAGAUCUGCUCGAUCUGAUGCACACGUUGCACACGCGUGCCGCCAGCAUCUACAGCUCCUGGGCGGAGGAGCAGUGCCACCUAGAGGCAGCCAGCAGGAAGAUCGAGGCGGACUCCAGAACACUGUGGUCAAACUGCUGGUGCCCUUUACUGCAAGGUAUCGCCUGGCUGUGUUGUGAUGCCAGGCGGCAGGUGAGAAUGCAGGCUCUGACCUACUUGCAGAGGGCGCUGUUGGUUCAUGAUCUUCAAACACUGGAUGCCCUGGAGUGGGAGUCCUGCUUCAACAAGGUGCUGUUCCCCUUGCUGACCAAACUGUUAGAGAGCAUCAGCCCUGCUGACGUGGGGGGCAUGGAGGAGACCAGAAUGAGAGCCUGCACACUGCUGUCAAAGGUUUUCCUUCAGCACCUGUCUCCCUUGUUAUCUCUGCCCACCUUCGCUGCACUGUGGCUCACAAUCCUGGACUUCAUGGACAAGUACAUGCAUGCCGGCUCCAGCGACCUGCUGUUGGAGGCAAUUCCCGAGUCCCUGAAGAACAUGCUGCUGGUGAUGGACACGGCAGGGAUUUUCCACAGCGCCGAUUCCCGCACAGGCUAUUCCGAUCUCUGGGAGAUCACCUGGGAACGGAUCGACUGCUUCCUGCCAAGACUGAGAGAAGAGCUCUUCAAGCAGACCAUAAUCCCAGAGCCUGCAGUGCCAGCAGAGCCCUCGCAGCCCCCAUACAGUGCCCCUGCAUUGCCAGCCAAGCCUGAGGAGCCCAUCCAGCCCAGUGCCAACGAGACUGAUAAAGCACAGUCCAUGGUGCAGCCCAGUGUUCCUCCUCCUCCUCCUCCCGUCUCUACCCCAAUGAAGAGGAGUCCUGUGGAAGUGUCUCCAGCUAUGAGCCAGUCCCCCCUGAUCCUGCAGCCCCUGGCCUCCCCCCUGCAGGUGGGGCACCCCCCCAUGUCUCUGCCCAUCAUCCUGAACCCCGCACUAAUCGAAGCCACCUCCCCUGUCCCCCUGCUCUCCACCCCGCGGGAUCCCAACUCCGAGGUCAAAUAGAGCAGAGUCCUUCACAGCAUGCAGUCUGUCAGCUUCAAAUAGAGCAGUCCUUCACAACAUGCAGUCUAUCAGCUUCAAAUAGAGCAGUCCUUCACAACAUGCAGUCUGUCGGCUUCAAAUAGAGCAGAGUCCUUCAGCAACAUACAUUCUGUGAGCUUUAAAUAGAGCAGAGCCCUUCAGCAACAUCAGUUAAUUUGUCAAUGUCAGUUCAUUUGAAACCCAAGUCCCGUACACCCAGGAGGAAACAAUUGAAUAACAUUGGCAAUGAAGUCUUAACAAUUCAACUAGCCAGGUCAAGUGUAAUGAUCCUGUAAAAAUGAACUUAUUAAUUUGUGUCAAAGCUCUUGGCAAUUAAAAGGGCUAGGUUUGCAUGUGAAUCAAAGGAGUCUCGUAGCUGAAAUGAACCUGCAGCGAUGCCCAAAAGUUUUGCAUAAUCUAGAAUUUUAGGAUUGAGACAAUUCAAAUAAAUAAAUGUAUGAACAUAAUUUAGAUCAUUUAUGUAACAUCAUGCAAUCAAAAACUACAAAAUGAAAUCGCGAAAGUCAUAAUAGUAUUACAGUAUUUCAUGUUAGAUUUGGAAAUGUGACAUUUGCCACAUUUGUGACAUACCGCUUUGUAGUUUUGGAAAACUACAAAGCGGUAUGUAAUUCAAUGUUAACGUAACAUUCAGCAGGUUUCAUUCAAUUUUAUGAAGCAAAAUUAGUUAGUUCUAUAGGAUGAUGCUAAACUUUUGGCCACAGCUAUACUAUUUAUGUUCUUGUAAAGAUGUGUCGGUUAUCUUUAAGGGGCUUACCUUUCAAUUCAAACAAAAUGUAUAUUCAAAUAUUUCAACUGAUUUCUGUAUAGGAAACUUUAGUCUGUUUGGUAUUUCAGAUAAUUACAUGGUAUGUACAGAACCCCAUGUCAUAAUUUUUAUGUAUUUUUUUUGGGGGGGGGGUCAAAUUGUUUAAAAACGAUAAUAUAUAAUUCUAAACAUCUGACAGUGGUGAUUCUUGGCAGGGAAGUAAUGUUUUCAGAAUCUAGUCAGCUUAUAAUGUGGUUUCAGUAUUGAUAUAUUCUGAUUAGUUAAGGAGAACUGUUUUUUCCAGCUUGUCUUUUUUUGUUAUUGUUUCUUUAAUACAGUACAGUAUUCCUGUUACACAACUGAUGUAAAAGUGAGCAUGUCCAGUGAGUCACAGAGAGUACAUUACUUCGCAUUCUAGGUAAAUUGUGGCCAUUUACUGUAAAUAAUAAAAUCCAUACAUAUGUAAACAGACCUAGUAUGCAAAAGGAUCCUAUUCAUCAUUAAAAGAAACCAAAAUGCACACCUGACACUAUAUUCAUCACAGAUUACCAUCAUUUUGAUUAUCGUCUGAGAUCUUUUUGCACAAACCAGUAAAAACGCAGUGCAAUGAACUUCAUGUACUCGUUUAUUUUAAUUCCACUCGUUUCUGGUGAUGCUAAGAACAUUCCUUCAUGACUUCAUGCCUGCUGACGAGCAAUCGCAGUCCUCCCUGUGUGCGUGUGAGUGUGAACUGGCUCCAGUCAGUGCUGUUAUAGACUAUUUGUUCAUCUGUAGCUCAGUGCAGUUUCUGGUACAUGUUUCUUAUUAUUUUAUAUAAUGGCUCCAAGCCUUUGAUUGUGGCUCUUCCUUUCUGUUAGUAAUUAGAAAACAUGAGAAGUGAUUUCAGUAGAACACCUUCAUGUAUUAGUGUCUUGAAAAGAAUGUUAAAAUGUUGAUAUAAAUGUAUACCCCCCCCCCUUGUACUCGCGGUUGUUGUUUCAAUGCCUGCCUGUUCUCCCAAAAUUAAUUUGAGGAGUUUUGUUUGGAAACCUGCAAGAUGAUGCUUUAUUCUGUUUCUAUUCUUAAAGCAAACAUAUCGGUAUAUGUUUUUGUGGAGCGAGUUUACAGUUCCUGGUUUAUGAAGAACACAUAUUGCAAAUCACAUGGUUUACGCCACCCAGAACUGGACAAGCUUACCCACUGCCGUAUAUAAUUUGAAAAUUGGAAUCAUUUGUGUAAGUGAGUAUGGGUACCAAGCUGCAUUCUCAACAUUUUGUCAUUGGUUUGUACCUUUUUUGUAAAUUGUAUGUGCAUCACUUGAAAUGUAAUAUAUACACACGUUUGAGGUGUAAUAAGGCAGUGGAUAUUUCUCAUUUAAAUUCUAUUGGAUGUUCAAUACAGUAAUGAAUUCUGGAAAGACAGAAAACCAACAAUGAAAAUAAUGUACAUAUUAAUGAAUGGAAAAACAAAAUGUACUUUUUAUAGUAUAAUAAAUAUAUAAUGUAAAUUGA